UCUCACUGAAGAAAUAUUUUUCUUUUCGGAAGAAGAUCCCGACAAAGCGGCCCUAUUUCUUUUCAGUCACAAAAAGUCAAAUAAUCCGAAAACCGACAAUGUACGCCAGGACAAAUACCGGCAGCACACACGGAGACUUUCAGGAUCGAAACGGAGUGAAUUAUGUGACAUCGACAGAGACUUUCGGCCACUGCUCUCAAUUGUUCUGGAAAAAGGAUCCCAACGACUCCGGACCGAGUUCCACCAUCAGCUGGUGUGAUCAGCUCCCCUCGUCCUCAGCAGCCCUGUCCAGCUCCAGUCUGUCCUCAGCGUCCCUCUCCACUUCCAGCCUCUCUCUGGAGUCCCGGGCUCCGCCGCCACCAGCAGCCACGUCAGCAUCAGACGACAUGGAGUCAGACGAGAGGCCGUACGUGUGCGACAUGUGCACCUGCGCCUACAAGCACGCCAGCUCUCUGCUCAACCACAAGCUCACCCACAAGACCGGAGACUUCAGGUGCGACUUUUGCAGCAAGCCCUACACCAACUACAUGUCCUUGCGCAAUCACAUGCGGAUCCACGGUCAGAAGCGCUACAUGUGCGACCUGUGCGGGAAGGCCUUCCGCCUGGCGCGGUACCUCCGGAACCACCAGAGGAUCCACGACGACGGGCCCAACCGCUUCGACUGUCCCUCCUGCUGCAAGAGCUACAGGACCAUGCUGGAGCUCGCCCAGCACCGCUGCAGCUCCGCCGUCACCAACCAGUCCGGUGGAGCUGCUGGGGGAGGCGGUGGGGGUCGUCGUUCCAACUACUCCAACCAUCGCCGUCAGCAGCAGCAGCAGCAGCAGCAGCAGCAGCAGCAGCAGCAGCAGAACAGCGCUAACUCCAUGAUGCAACCGCAGCACGGAGGACACGGCCAGCAGGAACCUCUGCCGCCCCACUGCGUCUCCCCCAUGUCCCAGGGAGGCGUGGGCAGCCAGCCAGACCCCCACCAGCAGGGACGCCCCAGCUCCGUGUCCUCCCAGAGCAGCCAGCACAGCAUGAGGAGCUCCUCCUCCAACAAACACAUCUCCUCCUCCAGUGCCACCCCGUCCUCCUCCUACUCCCUGCUCCAGCCCCUGGUGCCUGAGGUAAAGGAGUUGAGCUCGGGAUACACUAGGCUGAGCGCCAACCCCAUGCCAAAGCACCAGGAAACUUUCUCUCUGGCCCCCCAGCGGCCCCUCACCACCAUCAACCCCAUCGGCCACUCCCUCCAUCCAAAUGGUGCGCCCACACUCAAGCCCUCCCCCGUGCCACGCAGUAUCCAGGCCAUGCCAUGGGAGCAGCGCUCUCUCUACAAUCAAUGAGACCGGCAGGACCCAGCUGCACCCCCCUUCCUCCAACACUCCCCACACGCCCUCCUCCCCCUACCCCCCUGUUGGACCCAGCAUCAAGGAGGGGAGGACUUUGGAUGCCCCUCCAGCACCUCACCCCUCCUAUGGGGGACGGGGACCCCCCCCCAUGAGAACUAGUUGAGAUUGAUUACUGAGUAGUUAGGUUAAAAUGUGUUGCCUUGCCCCUCAUGUAUGAUCUAUGCCAUGUACUGGAUAUAAGUUAAAAUGUCUGUCCCCCAUCCUCCCCCCCACUCUAGUUAUGAACGUAUCUAUCCUCCCCAUUAUGAAUAUUGUAUCCCCCCCUCACCCCUACCCUUUUUCCCCCAUGUUAAACAAAAGGCUAUUUUCUAUUAAGAUAGCAUUCCAAACCCUGAACAACGAGGGAUUCAGAUCCAGACCCAUCUGAGUCUGAACAUUCCAGGGCACCAAAAUGUCCAGUAAUGUGACAAAAUUCCCCCCCUACCCCCUCCUCACUUAUGUUUCUGAACAUAAAACCCAACAUUUAGUCAGAUAAGGCUCUGGAAAGAGAAGGGGGAACUCUUCUUUUGUUACUUGCUCCAGAAUGAAGUUUGUGUAUAUUGUGCGUCAGGGGCUGUGAUGACUCUUACCGUAAAAGUUUUCCACAGCAGGGCCCCCUCGAGGAAAAGGGCCCCAUUGACGAGCCCUCUUCGCGUGAAGACUGAAACCCUGCUGUUUUAAAGGACCUCAUCGUUUCCCGCCACAAGGACUACUUUGGCUUGGUUUCCUUCUUUUAACACAACUGAAGCUCACUCUUUUUCCUGACUUGUUGUUAUUGUACUUUUAAUAACCUGUUGGCUGGGAAUCACAUCCAGAACAAUCACAUCUCCAUCCCUUUUGUUCCAGACUGACUGUUAACAUGUUGCAAAAGCACUUUAAGACAAGUGCUGUAUAAUUAUUACUGUCCAACCCCCCCGUCUAGAGCUGUGUGGGCUGUAAGGAUGCAACACUGCCUUACAUCCUGUCCUCAUCACGACACACACACGAUCACCACGGCUGCACCCGGAAGCUUCAGUGGCCAAAAUACACUCCCCCACCCCACCAACGCACCAUCCAGUGUUGCUCUCCCUUUCAGAAAACGUCCUGCCUGUCUCACAACUUCCUGUGAGGUGUUUCAGCAAGCAGCCAAUCACAACUGGCCAGAUAACUUAAAUGAAAUGAUGAGUUGAAUCCUGUUAAACGGUCAAUUUAAUGAAUAACAGUUUAAUCAUGUUUCCAAUAUGUAGUUCUGUUACGUUAUCUGCUAACACGGUGUUCACUGAAAUACCCACAAUUCUACUGACAUUGUAUUUUCUCUUUUUAAAGUUGUUUCUAUUUUUAUCAUGACAUGUUUUCAUCGUUGCUUUCUCUCUCCUUGUAAAGUGUCUUUGAGUAUUUAGAAAAGUGCUAUACAAAUAAAAUGUUUUAUUAUUAUCACCA
This is a messenger RNA of Eleginops maclovinus (Patagonian blennie), 2786 nucleotides long. Its product is annotated as zinc finger protein 646-like. The transcript is spliced from 6 exons. Lineage: Eukaryota; Metazoa; Chordata; Actinopteri; Perciformes; Eleginopidae. Gene Ontology annotation, biological process: regulation of DNA-templated transcription. The record is from RefSeq and is a predicted model, not a curated record. Gene Ontology annotation, molecular function: DNA-binding transcription factor activity, RNA polymerase II-specific; RNA polymerase II cis-regulatory region sequence-specific DNA binding. Bases 99 to 1322 code for a protein of 407 amino acids.